This is a messenger RNA of Paramecium primaurelia, 494 nucleotides long. NCBI's taxonomy places the organism in Eukaryota, Ciliophora, Oligohymenophorea, Peniculida, Parameciidae. The record is from the annotation of a GenBank genome assembly.
AUGGGGUUGUGUUCAUCUAUGCAUCAUGAAACUGAUUUAUCAGCAUCUUUGAGAUUAAAAGCUUUAUAAAUAUUCUAAAAAAUUGAUAAAGAGAAUAAAGGAGUAAUUGACAAGAAAACCACACAAUAAUUUUGGUAAAUAUUCACACAUUUACACUUAUAAGGUAAUCUAACUUUGCUAAAAUUAAUACUGAAGCUCUAUUUAAAGCAGUAGAUUUUGAUAAUUCUGGUGAUAUCACUAUUUAAGAGUGGUUGACAUUUUGGAAAAUUGUAAAGAAAACUGGUUAUACUGAAUAGGAAAUUAAUGAAGAGGUAUACUAAAAGUUCUAUAAAUAGCUUGAUGAAUUAAUGUAAGGGAAGGCUUGGGUUUAAUUUAGAGUAGUAGAUCAAUUUAUUUAAGUUGAUAAAAAUAGGAGAAGAUCACAAAUCCCUUAAAUAGUAAUGUAGGAACAAUUAAUGACUUUAAGAAAAACUAAAACAGUCGAAAUGAAAUGA